This is a messenger RNA of Aegilops tauschii subsp. strangulata, 2985 nucleotides long. Lineage: Eukaryota; Viridiplantae; Streptophyta; Magnoliopsida; Poales; Poaceae. The record is from RefSeq and is a predicted model, not a curated record.
UAUCCCUUAUCCAUCCAUCGUUGACCAGGACGGCGCACACACCGCAUCUCCCCUGGCUUCUUUUCUCACAAAUCACGGCGGCUUCUCUGCGCACAACAGCCCACCAUCGCCCGCAUCUUGUGCUGCGGGUGCCCCGGCGACAGCUGGCUGGAGACCAGGGAGCUACGAGCAUGGGGAUACAGCGCUACGACCCACUACAGCCGGCGGUUGGCGGAGCUGCAUACAACGAUGCCGCCCAACUGGGAGCUGCAACCGGCGGUUUGGCUGGAGCUGCAUGCCUGCAUCCAGCGGCGCUGCUCGACGACGAGCUGCAACCGUUCAGUUUGGAGGUGCAUCCAGGGCGAGGAGGGAUGCAUCCAAUGGCGAACGCCGACGACAAGAAGCAACCGUGAAAUAAGAAGCUGGAAUCAGCCUCACCCUUUCAACGGCAGACCUGCAUCCAUGGACGCCGGAGCUGUGACCGGCAUUUUCGGGGAGCUGCAAGGUGGGCUAUUUGCUGAUAUGUUUUUUUCUGGAACUCGAGUUUUUUUUUGCUGGAACUGAUGUAAAUUUUGCUUCAAACGAUCAUCGCAUUUCUAAUUGCUGAGUUUGUUUUUUGCUGGAACCGUAGUUAUUUUUUGCUGGAACCGUAGUUAAGUUUUGCUGGAACUAGAUAAAUUUGUGCUUCAAACGAUUACCGAAGUUUCUAGUUGUUCAGUUCGUUUUGCUGGAACCGUAGUAAUUUUUUGCUGGAAUUGGAAUAAAAUUUUUGCUUCAAGCAAUUUUACUCGUUUUGCAGUUUCUCUGGUCGUUUUGCUGGAACCGCAGUUUUUUUUUCUUCUGCCGGAACCAGUUUUUGGUUUUGCUGCAACUGACCAUCAGAGUUUUUUUCGGGUGAGAUAUGUUUUUUGGCUGGAACAUGAUGGUGCAGGUCAACGACGGCGGCAAGCCAGAGGCGGCGCUGUCGUGCUAUGAUCAGCACUGCGAGUUGCUGGAACCGGCGUUGGGCAGUGCUACAUCCGGGCAAGGGUGGUGCUGGAACGACGACAAGAUGAGGAGGGGAAUUCGAGCUGCGAAGUGAGGCGGCGACCGGCGGAGGUUCGGUGAGCGACGACGUGCGGCGGGCAGUGCUAUGCGCGUGGGGAGCGUGCAUUGGGAUUUCCCCUUUUUCUCUCGCAGUCAGUGCACGGAAGAAGGCGACUCAAGGGAAAGCGUCAAUUGACGGCUAUUAAUGGGGAAAUCAGACGGCUGCGCGGUGACCGGCCUAAUUUGGGCCGGUCGACCGGCGCCUAUCAUUGCCCAACAUGUUUAUCUUAAAUUUUUACUUUACAAAGUUACUACGUCGGAAAAAAGUGUCCGCAAAAUCGAUUUUGCGCCGAGAUUGCUGUGCUACAAAUGCUCUAACAUACUCUUCGGCUUGAGAAAACUGCGGCUUGACCUUUCCCAAAUUUCCCCACCUACCUCCCGAGCCCAAACCCCUCUAUUCGCACCUCCGUCCUCCCCGCGGUUUCUAGAUGACUCGAGAAGCGAUGCGGAGGAAGGCGAAGGCCGUGCCGGAGUGGCUGAACAGCCCGCUCUGGUCGACCCCGCCGCUCGCCUCGACCCCCGCCGACCCCUACGGCACCGACUUCUCCCCGCCGCCUGCGCCGUCCCCCAAGCCGUCUCCUUCCGUUCCGCCGCCACCGAUGCGCGAGCAGGCGGUCGAUUCCUAUGCUGGCCGCGGGGGAGAGAUACGAGAAGAGGACGGCGCCGGCGCUGCUCUCCGGGCGCACUUGCUUGCCGACUUCAAGGCCGCGCUGUCUAAGAAGGUGGUGAACAUGGGGGAGCUGCGGAGACUCGCCUGCCUUGGCGUGCCAGAUGGCGGCGGCACGGACGUACGACCGCUCGUGUGGAAGCUUCUCUUGGGGUAUUUGCCAACUGAACGCUCUUUAUGGCCUUAUGAACUAGAAAAGAAGCGAAGCCAGUACAGUGCAUAUAAAGAUGAGUUUCUUCUAAAUCCUUCAGAAAAAUUACGUAGAAUCGAGGAAUCAAAGUUGUCAAGAAAGAAAGAAUUAACCGGUGAAAGGAAUGGCUUGCUCCCAAGGUCAGAAGUAACUAAUGAAGAGCAUCCUUUGAGCUUUGGUAAAUCUAGCUUGUGGAACCAAUACUUCCAGGAAUCAGAGAUCCUGGAGCAGAUAGACCGAGAUGUGAAGCGAACACAUCCAGACAAGUCGUUUUUUUCUGCCAAGUCUAACCAGGAAUCACUAAGGCGUAUUCUCAUUAUAUUUUCAAGAUUAUACCCUAGUGUAAGAUAUGUGCAAGGGUUGAAUGAAGUUUUGGCACCUCUAUUUUACGUAUUGAAGAAUGACCUUGACACAAGUAACUCGACUUCAGCUGAAGCAGACACUUUCUUUUGCUUUGUUGAAUUGAUUAGUGGCUUUAAAAACAACUAUUGUAAACAUCUUGACAACAGCCGGGUGGGUAUUCGGUCUAUACUUUCAAAGUUGUCUCAACUCUUAAAGAAACAUGACGAAGAGCUAUGGCGUCAUAUGGAGGUCAUUACAAAGGUGUACCCGCAAUACUAUGCAUUUAGAUGGAUUACAUUACUGUUGACAAUGGAGUUCAGCUUCAAUGUGUGUAUUCACAUCUGGGAUGCCAUGUUAGGCGAUCCCGAAGGUCCUCCGGACACCUUGCUGAGGAUAUGCUGUGCUAUGCUCAUUCUUGUCCGGAAGCGGCUCCUGGUUGGAGAUUUCACCGCCAAUAUCCAGCUGCUGCAGCACUACCCGCAAACUAACAUAGAUCACCUCCUCCACAUCGCUAACAGAUUGAGAGGAACCAUGCCCAGCUAGUGAUUGGGAUGCCAUCUUGUCUGUGUGGUGUUCAUCCGGGCACAACUACAUGUAUGUACAUUGGACCCUGUCCAUGAGGUGUAUCAUGACAUCAUGCCAAGUUUCAUCUUGUUCUCUUCAUUUAUGUUCACUUUAAAUUCAAAAACUGAAAACUCCAAGUAUGUACGUAUUUGAUUUU